AUGGAGUUGAAACUUUUUGUAGCUUUGCUUGUCAAUUUUGUAUUAUUCGUGUCUUCGGGAGCUCUAGAAGUUGGAAGAAAAGCAGAAGAGGUGAAAAAACAUGAAUCUCCAAUCCCUUCAUUCCAUGAUCAAAGGUUCCUCUACCAUACCCAUAAGGUUAGUGUCUGUGCUUCAGUUUUUGAUCAAUAUGCUGCCGUGCUUGAGAGUUUUGAAGGUCAAGGAAAGAGGUAUUGGUUGGGAGAGAGUAUAAGAGAAGUGGUGAUAGCAUCACAAUUGAACCAUAGCAAUGUCUUGAAGCUCUUGGGCUGCUGCUUUAAGUUUCCUAUCCUUGUUUAUGAAUUUGCAUAUAAUAGAGUUCUCUUUGAUCAGAUUCAUGGUAAGGAAGAUGACUCUUCAACAAGAACGUAUACACUAUUAUCAUGGGAGACAAGGUUGAAGAUUACAACUGAGAUUGCUAAUGCAGUAACUUGUGUUCAAAUGGCUACUUCUGAGGUCAUUGUACAUCGCGACGUAAGACCCAGUAAUGUUUUCUUGGACCAUAAAUGGGUUUCCAAGUUAUCAGAUUUCACAUCUUCAAUAUCAAUUCCAUCAAGUGAAACACAUGUGGAAGUUGAUGGUGUAAGAGGGACUCCUGGAUUUAUCGAUCCCGAGAGCAUUUGCUUGAAUCAUUUAAUAAAGAAGAGAGGGAUGAUCAAUCAACAGCAGUUGCAAGCUUCCAUGGAACUUGCCCGGAGAUGCACAAGAGAAAAAGCAGAGGAGAGGCCUGCAAUGAUUAAGGUGGCAAAAGAACUAAAAUAG
Molecule: messenger RNA, 798 nt
Organism: Telopea speciosissima
Lineage: Eukaryota; Viridiplantae; Streptophyta; Magnoliopsida; Proteales; Proteaceae
Product: serine/threonine-protein kinase ZRK1-like
Exons: 5
Coding region: 1-798 (265 amino acids)
Biological process (GO): cell surface receptor signaling pathway; protein phosphorylation
Cellular component (GO): plasma membrane
Molecular function (GO): protein serine/threonine kinase activity; protein tyrosine kinase activity; ATP binding
Source: RefSeq, a predicted model, not a curated record